AUGACGGCGCAAGAAGAUGCGUCAAAACAGACUUGGAUAAGCUGGUUUCUUCAACAGCCGCUUGGAAAGUAUUUCAUUGAAAUUGACAAAGACUAUUUAAUGUGCACAUAUAACUUUUACGGAAUUCGUCAAAAAGUUUCAAAUUUCAAACAAGCACUUGAUCUUAUUAGAGGACCAUAUAUACCACCUGAAAAGCGUCCAACAAGCUGGGUUAGUGAUAUAGAUGAUUACGGAAUCUGCUUAUACGGUUUAUUACACGCUAGAUAUUUAUUGACUGACGCAGGUUUGGAAAGAAUGCACGAAAAAUAUCUUAAAGGACCAUUUUAUCCAUGCCCUCGUACUUUAUGUAACGGCACAAAUUGCCUUCCUUACGGAUCGUCCGAUGAUAUUGGCCAGUCAACCGUGAAAAUGUUUUGCCCGUGCUGCCAUGAUGUUUACCAUAUUCAGGAUGAAGAUGGACCACUUACAGAUGGUUCUUUCUUCGGACCUUCGUAUGUUCAUCUUUUCUUAGCGAAAUAUCCUUCAGUAAUGCCAAAACCACCAAUUAAUAAGUAUAUUCCAAGAAUUUUCGGCUUCAAAAUCUGUCCUGAAACAGCAUUUAAAGACGAAGAAGAGGAGGAAGAAGAAUACGAAGAUUCGUAA
Messenger RNA from Trichomonas vaginalis G3, 642 nucleotides. RefSeq names its product protein kinase regulator protein. The record is from RefSeq and is a predicted model, not a curated record. Gene Ontology annotation, molecular function: protein kinase regulator activity. The transcript has a single exon. NCBI's taxonomy places the organism in Eukaryota, Parabasalia, Trichomonadida, Trichomonadidae. Gene Ontology annotation, cellular component: cytoplasm; protein kinase CK2 complex. The coding region runs from base 1 to 642 and encodes 213 amino acids.